UUUAUCUUUCCUCUUACUCCACAUAUUCAUACAAUAACAUAAUGGCGACUGUAAGGCCUUUCAUCCUUAAACGACCCCUUGGUGUCUUGAUAACUGGCUCAGUUCAUCAACAGCCUUUUGCUGUUUCAAGAAUUAUUUUUUCUCAAUUACCUAAACGUACCUAUGUUACUCAUCAGGAUAAACAGAUCCUUUUACGUGAUCAUGGUGUAUUUGCUAACUAUGUUCCACCCGAACAAACACCUUCCAUGUUCACUGAUUUUACCAAAUGGCGUUUAACUAAGUGGAGAAAUUUAAAAAAUAGUGUACAAAACCUAUUAAGUGUGGGCUUGAUUAAACAUAAAUCUUUAUAUGAAAAAUGGAAUUCUCGCAAGUUUCUUUCUGAAGCAAUAGAAACUUAUAAAGAUAUGAACGAUGCAUUCGCAAGGGGUGAUCGUGCAAUAUUGGAAGAAGUAUGUUUAGAUUCUAUGUAUUCUAACUUAAAAAAUCAAUUAAAGCAUCGUAAUAAUGCUCAUUGGGAAUGGAGAUAUCACGGUGAUGUAGAACAACCUAAGAUUGUUUGCGUACGUUGUUUAGGUACUACAGGUCUUAGUAAGCAUGGCUUUUCCAUUGGUCAAGUAACAGUAAAAAUGUUUACAAAGCAAUCUAUGGCAGUUUAUGACAAAAAGAAUAAACUAAUUGGUGGUGACCCUAACAAGAUUCAUAAUGUAUUAGAGUAUGUUAUUUUCCAAAAGACUAUUUCUGAUCCCGAAGAUAUUUGGAGAAUCUAUGGUAAAAUUGCAGCACCAGAAAAGAUAAGUAAUAGCACUGGUGGUAAUGCUGCUGCUUAGUUUCAUAUGUAAUAUUAGAAAAAUAAUAUAAAAAAUAAACAAAUAUAAAGUCUUUUUAAUUAUUUUAAA
Messenger RNA from Cokeromyces recurvatus, 896 nucleotides. RefSeq lists its product as uncharacterized. NCBI's taxonomy places the organism in Eukaryota, Fungi, Mucoromycota, Mucoromycetes, Mucorales, Mucoraceae. Gene Ontology annotation, cellular component: mitochondrion. The coding region runs from base 42 to 827 and encodes 261 amino acids. The record is from RefSeq and is a predicted model, not a curated record. The transcript is spliced from 5 exons.